Molecule: messenger RNA, 1666 nt
Organism: Nicrophorus vespilloides
Lineage: Eukaryota; Metazoa; Arthropoda; Insecta; Coleoptera; Silphidae
Gene: msl-3
Product: male-specific lethal 3 homolog
Exons: 9
Coding region: 157-1482 (441 amino acids)
Biological process (GO): chromatin organization; regulation of DNA-templated transcription
Cellular component (GO): NuA4 histone acetyltransferase complex; nucleus; MSL complex
Molecular function (GO): DNA binding
Source: RefSeq, a predicted model, not a curated record
UUAUACACAUUGAGCUGUUUAUUAUUUUUAGUAAAUAAGAGUGUAUUGUUUUUAGGUUAGAAGAAACACUAGUACUGAUGGUGAUACUUUGAUAGUAUUAAGUACAGUUUCUUUUCUGGCCCAGUUACUGUACCAUUAAACAGCUAAAUAAAUGGUAUGGUUUCGACAAGAGGUUUGAAGUUGAAGUUCUUUGAAGGUGAAAAGGUACUGUGCUAUGAGCCAGAUCCCACUAAAGCCAAAGUUUUGUAUGAAUCUAAAGUUAAGGAUGUUGUCAUCAACAAAGACCCCAAAGGAAAGAAAUCAGUUGAAUAUUUAAUACACUUUCGGGGUUGGAAUUCAUCUUGGGACAGGUGUGUAAGUGAGGAGUUUAUAUUGAAGGACACUGUUGAGAACAGGCAACUGCAGAAGGAUCUUGCAGACAAAUCGAAGUUGCAAUUCGGUUCAUACUUGUAUCGCAAAGAGCGCAAGAAGCACAGUCGCAGUAAAUCAGACAGGGUUGCUGCUUCCUCGGAGGACGGGAGCUGCGGUAGCCCCGCGGCUGAUGACGUGGACGACAUGAGGGGAGGUUCUUCCAGUUGUUCGGACUCUGAGUCAGUAGAAGAGGACGAAAGUAUCCCGUUGGAAAUCACCGACGAGCUGCGCGAACGUCUCGAAUUUGACUACAAUUUGGUACACCAGCAUGGCCGUAUUCAUAAGCUACCUGCCGAGCCCAAUAUCAUAACAAUCUUGGAGAUCUUCUGGAAACAUUACGCGACUAGUCAAAAGUAUGGCGAUAGCGGCGAAAAGGGCCGACACAGGACAGCUGCCGCCUAUAAUAACGGUGUCAAAAUUAAACCGGAGAUUAUACAAAGAAAUGUAAACGUGUGUCAAGAAGUUCUGGAUGGUGUUAGAAUCUACUUCGACUUUUUCCUCAGCGACUUGCUACUUUACAACAAUGAACGAGGUCAAACGGAGGUCAAGCAGGCACACUUCUUACCCAAAAACAAAGUAAAAUUGGAACCCAUUAAAAUGGAAACAGAAGAUCAGGAAUAUGCGCAUCUUCCAAACUUCGAAGACGAAGAGAUUUUCAUCCACAAUGAUAAUGAUAUGCUACAGAGACCGAUCAGCCGAAGACGCACAUUAAGAUCGUACAGGAGUUUGGAUACAAGCAGCAACGGAAGUGCUAAUUCUGAUAACUCGACACUUAAACCAAGUUCCAGCGUGAAUAAUACUGAACCGGUUCCAGUGAUGUUGCGAAUUCCCACGUGGCGUGCGCUUCCGGAUUACAUCUACCUACAAAGGCCUCCACCUCCGUCGCUCCUCUACGGUGCCACCCAUCUGACUAGACUGUUUGUGAAAAUACCAGAUCUCCUGAAUUCCACUAAUUUCCAAGAAGCAAAACAAAAAGUGCUCCUGAGACACCUUGAAAAUCUCAUAGAUUUUCUGACGGAUCACAAGGAAUGGUUUGGGGAGAAAUGCUACGUGGAGCAACCGACGAAUUAAUGAUCAUUACAUAUACAAUAUAUAUUUGGUAACAAAUAAAUAUUUUAAACUAUAUAAAAAAUGUAAUGUUAAAAGAUAUUAGUCUGUUUUAAAGGGCUUGCUUCUUAUGAUUAAGUAUUAGUAUUUUACAAUCAUAAUUUGACAUUUUUUUUUCGCAUUUAAAACAUAUAAUAAUACUGUGUAA